GCCGCCGACACCUCUCUGACUGUUAUCUGUGCAGAAGACCAACGUGGAGAGCUAUCCACGCAUGGAGUUGAGCUCGGACUCGGUGGUGGCAACACUGGAGAUGUCGCAGAUCAAAAGCAAAGACGAUGAGCCUUUUGGUGUUGACGGAGACUACGAGAGCUUGCCACCUCAUGUCUCAGUGACGACCCACAUGACAGCAGGAGCCGUGGCUGGCAUACUGGAGCACACCGUGAUGUACCCCGUGGACUCUGUCAAGACAAGGAUGCAGAGCCUGCAGCCAGACCCAAAUGCACAGUACAGGAGUGUGUAUCAGGCUCUGAAAAGGAUCAUCCAGACAGAGGGGAUCUUCAGACCGCUGAGGGGCCUCAACAUCACCAUGAUGGGAGCUGGACCUGCACAUGCGCUCUACUUCGCCUGCUAUGAGCGGGUCAAACGCUCACUGAGUGACGUCAUUCAGAGUGGAGGAAACAGCCAUUUAGCCAAUGGUAUUGCAGGUAGCGUGGCCACUGUUCUCCAUGAUGCAGUCAUGAACCCAGCUGAAGUGAUAAAGCAGAGGAUGCAAAUGUACAACUCGCCGUAUCGAGGACUUUGGGACUGUCUUCAAACAGUAACGCGCACUGAGGGCGUGAGAGCGUUCUACCGCAGCUACAGCACACAGCUGACCAUGAACAUCCCUUUCCAGGCUGUUCACUUCAUCACCUACGAGCUGAUGCAAGAACAGUUGAACCCUCAGAGACAUUACCACCCUGGCACCCACAUAGUGUCAGGAGCAGCAGCAGGCGCCGUUUCCGCAGCAAUAACUACUCCACUUGACGUUUGUAAAACUCUACUCAACACACAAGAGAAUGUAGCGCUUAGCUCGGUGAACAUCAGCGGCCACUUAUCGGGAAUGGCUAACGCCUUCAGGACAGUGUACCGGCUCGGUGGUCUGGCGGCCUUCUUUAAAGGGGCCCAAGCUCGGAUUAUAUACCAGAUGCCCUCCACUGCCAUUGCCUGGUCAGUGUACGAGUUCUUCAAGUACUUCCUGACGAAGCAGCAGCUGAAACAGGAGGCUGGACCUGGACCAAUUUAAUGGAAACGUGUUGGAGCAAACCGCAUCUUGAACUGAUGAAAGACGACUCCAACCUGAGUGCGAGUUGGUUUGCUGUUCGAGGAAUUAACACCGGUUAUUGUCUCACAGGGAAGUCGUCAUGGUGAAGGAGUGCCAGAGAACGGCUCCCCGUGUGGCUCACUUACCGAAAUCUGCGUGUGUUUUUUACUUUAAGAAAAUGUUGCACAACCAGGAUAUGCAACAGAGAUAACUAUUUAUAAAAGGACAGACACAUGAUGACAUCAUCAUCUUCUUCCUCCUCCACUCCGCAACCCUCCAAACACUCUUUUCUACACGUGUAGACCGAAUAAUUACGUUUUCUUGAAUGAUGUUUAUAGUUCUUGAUAUUGGAACUUUUUUUUAUUUAUUUUGUUAGCUUUCAGAGGCUUGUAUUUUACGGAUGUGGAAGACACACAGUGCUGUUUGUUUUAUUUCAUUGUGUAUUUAUAAGAAAAAAACAUUACAACACAUUCCUCAUCUUCUUUCCACAGCGAACGGAACAGCCGCGCUUUUCAAGUGCCUCAUAAAUAUUAAACCCUUUUUCUUCUUUAGUUCAAGUUCUCGCAUAUUACCCUGUUAUAAGAUUCAAUCUUAUAGUGGCUCUGUGUCAGAAAUGGUCAAGCUUAACUAGUGUAACUGAAUGCUUUGCUGAUUUUUUUUUUUUUUCUUUUUUUUUUUUUCUGCACCAAAUGGUCAAAUGCCAGUAUGGAGCAAUAUAUAUAUAUUUUUUGCAAAAUAGCAUUUCCUUGUGAGAGACUUUCUUUCUCUCUCAGUAUCAAGAUGUAUAGGCUCUAAUGUUUCAGAUAUUAAAGUAAACAGUGCUACUAAAUCACGCACAAUAAUAGUCUGAUAUAAAGAAUCGUCCUGCAGAAAGAAGGCAGCUUGUUUAUGUGUAUUCUAAUACAUGAAUAUAUUUGUUGAGGGUGACUAUUUCUGAGAAAUGUCAUUAUGCAGAUCCAAAUGUGGAUCAAAUAAGGCUGUUACAUGGGAGGUGGCCAUGUAACACCUCACCUUCACAUGCAUUUGUCCUGGUGUGAUGUUUAGCUUUUGAGUUGUGUGUGUGUGUGUGUAUGUGUGUGUGUCAUAUUGACCUUGACCUUGACCCUGAGGGUUGUAGAUUGUUAUUUAGUUUGAGUUGAAACUUUAAGUGCAAACGUUCUGUGAUCCAAAAUGUAACAUCAUAACCUUUAUUUUACCUUGAAAGUGGGGGCACUCUGUUACUAAGAGACCACUAAAAGCCUGACCAAAAUCAGCUGGUGAGCAGGCAAUGCAAUUUCAUUUAUUUUCACUCAUCCUGUUGUAGUUUCACAUUUCCUGUGUGCUCACUGCUCGAUCCAACCUCUGGACUAUUUUCCAUUCAGUAGUCGAGACAUUCCUCCUCAUAUUGAUGUAAUCCAACAAGCAGCCAGAUUUAUUUGUUUUUAAUUAUGAAGGGUUUUUUUUCCCCUCUUUGGUAAAGUUCAGUGAGUUCAUCAGAUUCCAGCUGUCUUACAAACCCUGCAGCAACAGAUUCAUUUUACUUGUACAGUGGAGUGAUUAAUAUACCAAAGACACACAUCGCAUUCUUUGCAUCUUACUUUUAACCUGUAGUUAUGAUGCUAUUUGCCUGCCUGCUGUUAAUUGCCAUGCCGUGUUUUUGCCCCAUAGUUUCCACCCAGAGUAGUGUUAAAUUGCUCAAUCUUUGCUAGAGGCUUAUUUGUCUGUAUGGGCGUCUGAGAAGUAUUUUCUGACGCAGCAUUCAUAUUUUCCACUCCAAUAAGUUUCAUUAAGUACUUGAUAAAAAGUAGUAAAAAGUGAAAAUUGUAUGUUAUAAAAAUAAAAUAUUAUGGAAAAUGUUCAAUAUAUUUGGAAAAUUACACGAUGACCUAAUUUUUAUGAAGUAGUCAGGCUUUUUAGACUAUAUAAACGUGUUGAAUAUAGUUGAACAUGUGAUAAAGAUCUCACAUGAAUAUGAAUAAAUGGUGCAAUUAUCUGAUUGAUGAUGUUUUAUUCUAAUCUGAGUAUAAUCACAGUUAGGUCAGUCUGUUGCCACAUUAUGUAAGUUUUUUUUCAGUUGGAUCCAAUGACAAAACACCUCUCCACUUAUUAUAAACAAAAGUAAAAUGAAGCCAAGCAGAUAACCUUUUUUUAAAAUGUCAAUAUACUUGCAGUCCUACGGUACCACAUCAUUCCUUUGAGCUGUUGAUUCAUAUUAGUGAAUCAUAGUUCCCAAACUGUGUUGCACCAUCUGUGUCCAAGUACUUCAACAUGUCAAAGUCGUGUUUCUAAUAGAUGCUUACAAGGAGAGCUGAUUUAUUUUAUGUGGGGACCUCCACACUGUAAAUAGUUCAAUGCUAAAUACGCACAAAUGAAUGAAUAGGGAGAUGGGAGGAUUUUUGAGAGAGUGCCAUCUCCAGAACAGGAAAGCUUGGAAGUAUGACCAUGCAAAUAUGAAAUGAUUGUGAUAAUGCUGCUACAGUAUGUAACACUGGAGCUGAAAUAAACAUGCAAG
Plectropomus leopardus (leopard coralgrouper) is the source of this 3581-nucleotide messenger RNA. RefSeq names its product solute carrier family 25 member 37 (gene slc25a37). Gene Ontology annotation, molecular function: ferrous iron transmembrane transporter activity. The record is from RefSeq and is a predicted model, not a curated record. Lineage: Eukaryota; Metazoa; Chordata; Actinopteri; Perciformes; Serranidae. Gene Ontology annotation, cellular component: mitochondrial membrane. Gene Ontology annotation, biological process: iron import into the mitochondrion.